Molecule: messenger RNA, 861 nt
Organism: Apaloderma vittatum (bar-tailed trogon)
Lineage: Eukaryota; Metazoa; Chordata; Aves; Trogoniformes; Trogonidae
Gene: DNAJC17
Product: DnaJ (Hsp40) homolog, subfamily C, member 17
Exons: 10
Biological process (GO): spliceosomal complex disassembly
Cellular component (GO): spliceosomal complex
Molecular function (GO): RNA binding
Source: RefSeq, a predicted model, not a curated record
GUUAAGAAAGCGUACCGGCAGAAGGCCCUAACGUGUCACCCGGAUAAGAACCCGGACAAUCCCCGAGCAGCGGAAGUCUUCCACCAGCUGUCGCAGGCCUUGGCAGUGCUCACGGAUGCAGCAGCGAGGGGAAGCAUGCCCGCGGCCUAUGACAAAGUGAGAAAAGCAAAGAAGCAAGCUGCAGAGAGGACACAAAAACUUGAUGAGAAGCGAAAGAAAGUCAAGCUUGAUCUUGAAGCCAGAGAACGAGACGCCCAGGCCCGUGAGAGUGAAGAGGAGGAGAUCAGGAUAACAAGAUCAUUAGAACAAGAAAUCAUACGCCUGCGUGAAGAAGGCUCCCGUCAGCUUGAGGAGCAGCAGAGACUCAUUCUGGAACAGAUCCGGCUUGAAAAGGAGCAGCACGUCCAAGGCAAGCAAGCAAGAAACUUAGCAGAAGGCAGCAUAACUCCUAAACUCAAACUCAGAUGGAAAUGCAGGAAGGAAGAUGAGACGAGAGGAGGAUACUCAAAAGAUGUUCUCUUGCAGAUCCUGCAGAAGUAUGGUGAUGUGCUCAAUUUGUUGAUCUCGAGUAGGAAGACGGGGAGUGCAGUUGUGGAAUUUGCUACGGUUAAGGCCGCUGAGCUGGCUGUGAAGAAUGAAGUUGGCCUGGUAAAUAAUCCUCUGAAGAUUUCCUGGCUGGAGGGCCAGCCCCGGCACACCCCCAGCUCUGUCAGCGCUGCUCAGCCUAGGGCUUCCCAGGCAUCGGUGGUGUCAGAGCGGGACUACGAGAGCCUGGUGAUGAUGCGGAUGCGCCAAGCGGCAGAGAGGCAGCAGCUCAUCGAGCAGCUCAAGAGGGAAGACGAGGAAGAGUCUCACACCUGA